AUAACAGUCCUUCUCCCACGGGAGAGAUCCAACAAGGGCUCCAGAGUCACAGCGACAACACAGACAACACAGCGAGUGCAUCAAGGCGAGCUGCAUUUCCGGAUCGACUUAGAUUGGGAAGAGAACGCUGGACGUACUUGAGAAAGGACCAUGGGAAAAUUGUAAGCCGAUCCUCUGAUCGGCUAACUUUGCAACAACCCCUUUCGCUCUCUUUGUCCCUUUCCGUACGCUCUCUCGCUCUGUAUCUCUCCCUGUCACCCAUUUCAAUGGUAUGGUGAUAUGGUUUGGAUGAUGCGAAUCCCGCCUGUGUUGUGUGUUUGCUCACACAAGCGCACGUUCGUUCGGGCGCGCGUUCGUUCUAGGUCGGGUUCUCGACGCGCCUUCCGGCACCAGAAGCUUUAAACGAGUCCGGUCCUCCGACUGUAGCAGACUGUAGUUGCUUGCGUGUGUGCCCCGUUGCAGCUGUUCUGUAAAACAGUCAAAGCCGUGCGGUUUUUUAUGAUUUAAAAAAACUUCAAAACAUCGGUGCGUGUGUGUUAGUGCCCCAAGAUUCUGUUGCAAACGGUUGUGAAAUUUGGAACAUUCUUGGUCGGCGUUCUUUUUUUGUUGUUGCUGCGGUGACUAUUACCAAACCUACUUGACAGCGGUAGCCUUCGUAAACAAAGAGCAAUCGGCAGGAAGGAAAAGGGAACCAACUUCGGAACGAUGACGGUUCCACCGGUGCUGGAGCUUACGGACGAGGAGAAAGAGGCAAAGCAGUACUUCAUGACACUGUUCGCGGCCUUCGGCAAACCGUGCGACGUUGGCAAGGCGGGCGAUCUGGAAGCGUGCCUGCCCACCUGGUUCGAUGAGGUGAAGUUCAAGCGGGGCCAAAAGUUCUACAGCGACAAUCGGUUCGGCAUUCUGCAGGCCAACUUCUGCAGCCUGCUCGUACUGUUGGCCGAUCCGAAAGGGCUACGCAUCCUGGAGCACACGGGCAAGUCGAGCACGACCGAAACGGCCCGCAAGCGAUACGUGUCCACCUUUGUGCAUAUGAGCGAUUGGUACGAGUGUGAUCUGGUACCGGGAUCGAGAUCAUGGAAAUCGCUGUCGCAAGUACGCCGCAUGCAUCUGAGCGCCUCGAACAGCGCCCAGAAGCGUAACCUAGGCUUCAUCAGUCAACCGGAGAUGGCACUCACCACAUUCGGCUUCAUGGGCUUCCCGCUGGUCCGACCGCAUCUGCUCGGCAUACGCUACGAUAAUCGGGCGGAUCGCGAAGCCUUCGUCCACUUCUGGGCGGUGAUUGGGUUUAUGCUUGGCGUGGAGGAUGCCCACAAUAUGUGCCUGUUCCGGCUGGAGGUGGUCGAGAUGAUCUGUCACGUUGUGAUACGCUACGUGUUCAUACCGGCACUGCAGCUCGAAACGCCGCUACUGCGCCACAUGAUGGGUGCGAUCGUGGAUGCGUUUAUGCCGUACAUGCCGUUUCUCUCGUACGAAAGCGUCAUGUUCCUGACCCGUCGGCUGAUCGGUGUGCCCGGCUAUCAGUACGCGCUGGACGCGAGCAAAGAAUUCGUCUGCCGCCCGCUGCUAACGAAGCAAGAGCUGGACGCGACGGUGGAGUACAUAUCGCCCCGCGAUGGCUACCGCCAGGUGGAGGCAAUGUACCGUGCCAUAUUCACCGACAAACUGCACAUCUACACCGUGAAGGACCUAACGGAGGAGAUUAAUCAAAACUAUCUGGAGACGACAACGGACGGACCGAUCGGUACGUACACCAAGCUACCGGGCGAAGAAGAUCCGCAGCAGAAACCUGCCGCACAGCAGUUGCGCGAGCUGUUGGGCCUGAAGCACAACCAGGAGCUGGUGAUAACGACGGUGGAGGAUGAGCACGAAUGGAGCACGUACCGGAACGAUAGCAAGCUAAAGCUACUGCCCGCGCGCGAUCAAACCAACGUACGGCUGACGGUGCAGUGUCUUAAUCUUUGCUACUCCACGAUCGGUCGGUUCACGAACGAGAUGGCCCUCUCGUUCAUUCUGUACCGAUUGAAGCGGCUGCACGGGAAGUAGUGCAGUGUGGAGCGCGUAACGAGCAGUACAAACCACACCAACAACGAACACAGGAUCAUCGAAAAGCAAUUUUAGUGUAGAGCAUAGUAUUCACACAGUGAUAGAGAUUAAAGUAUUUUACGCCAUGGGUUCUACGGGCAGCGUACAGGGAAGAAAACACGGUUACCCCCAAAAGCAAUAAAAUGACAUAUUUUCACGCACGAGCUGCAAGGA
This is a messenger RNA of Anopheles stephensi (Asian malaria mosquito), 2259 nucleotides long. RefSeq lists its product as uncharacterized. NCBI's taxonomy places the organism in Eukaryota, Metazoa, Arthropoda, Insecta, Diptera, Culicidae. The record is from RefSeq and is a predicted model, not a curated record. The transcript is spliced from 3 exons. Bases 706 to 2046 code for a protein of 446 amino acids. Gene Ontology annotation, molecular function: oxidoreductase activity.